Molecule: messenger RNA, 2852 nt
Organism: Oppia nitens
Lineage: Eukaryota; Metazoa; Arthropoda; Arachnida; Sarcoptiformes; Oppiidae
Gene: Cdc27
Product: cell division cycle protein 27 homolog
Exons: 4
Coding region: 223-2793 (856 amino acids)
Biological process (GO): cell division
Molecular function (GO): protein binding
Source: RefSeq, a predicted model, not a curated record
CAUURUAUAUAUUAUUCAGACAACUAUUUUAGUGGUCUUUCAGCCGAUUUGUCGCCACAAGUGUUGUGUGUUAUCACAGUUGUUGGCGUCGUUAUUGUGGUCCGUCGUCUAUCACGACAGCAGUUCAUACUAUCCGGUUGUCUGACCACUGGUCUGUGACCCCAAAUAGCAUCGUUAAAAUUGUCAGACCGUAGUUGUCGGCCGACGAAAACCCAAAUUAAGAUGAUUGUCACCGAACCGGUUCAGGCCACCAUACAGUUUGCAUUGAAACACUACGCCUAUAACGACGCGAUAUUUUUGGCCGAAAGACUUCACUCCGAAGUAUCAUCGGAUGAAUCGCUUCAUUUGUUGGCCACCUGUUACUAUCAAUCGGGUAAACCCAACGCUGCCUUCUCUAUACUGGCCAGUAGUGAUUCGCGGACAUCGCAGUGUCAGCUAUUGUUGGCCCGAUGUUGUUUCGAUCUCAAGAAAUACAAUGAGGCUGAGGAAGCACUUGUCGGUAAUCUCCGUAAUGAUCGCAAUAGCAGCCGAUCGUUGGUCAACACGUUUACGGUGGAAGAGCUGCGCAAAGAGUUUGGCGAAAGCGCUUCAUUUGCGGCUCAACUGUUGGCACAGAUCUGCGGCAAAAUUGAGAGACAUUCACAAGCAAUGCAUUACUAUAGGGAAAGUCUGAAAGCGAAUCCAUUCCUGUGGUCGUCUUAUGAGAAUCUGAUUCAAUUAGGAAACAAAGUGGACCCGAAAGAGAUAUUUAAUAUAACAAAUGUCGAGUUUAGCCAAUGUCUUGGAUCUAAUCCUUUAGUUAAUCUCUUGAAUGCAAACGGCAAUUCAAAUGCAAACAUUAAUCGAUUAAAUGACACAAAUUGUAUAACUAGUCAUUUGCAGAGCAUUAUCACUAAAUGUGAGAUAACCUCACCGUUUGCUGUAAUUAAGAACACCAACGAAAACGGUACUAUCGAUGUGAUCACACCAGAGAACAACCAGUGGGUGACCGCCGCAUGUUUGGCCCCACAAAAGCUCAAUAAUAAGAUUACCAGAAAGUCGACGACAACAAUGAGAAAUGAGAAUGUAAUCAACAAGAAUCUACUUAACUCACAGACAACACCCGUCGCCCGACACUGUUUUGGCGUAUUUCCGUUGACCGAUAUGCCGACCAUAACAAUCAAAUCGGCUGUCGAAUCGGACAACUGCCAGAAUACACAUUCCGAUGAAUUACAGGCCAAAAAGCCACACACCCGGCGAAGUCAACAGCAAAUACAACAGACACAGCCAUCAGCUAUUGGUACUCAGUCUACGAGAAGCAACGCUUUUAAGUUACAACUCUCUAAUAACCAACACUCAGAUUCUGUGUCUACCGUUAGUUCACUAUCGGGUUCUCCCAUACAGUCACAGUCAUUGCGCCGAAGUUCCCGAUUAUUUAGUUCAUCGCAGAGUUCUAUUAAAGAGAAUACCGGCAGUAAAGCGCCGACUAAACUGAUUGCAAGACCGCGUACACCAACCAAACGUACCAAACGGACGAAUAGCUCAACUAAUAUAUCUUCGCUGACAAACAAUAGUUCUAUUCUUCAGAAAGAAACCGAUACUGAAUUGAAUGAUAUAAACAAAUCCGAGAUUAAUAAAAACGUUUCAAAUUAUGACUUAAUGCAGACUGGAAUCAAAAUGCAAAAACAGUCAGCGAAAGGUCUAUUGGAUCUGUUGGUACAGUUUGGCACUGCAUUACAGCAUUUGGGACAAUUCAGAUGUAAAGAUGCCAUAAAAGCAUUGGAGAAUCUGCCAGUAAAUCAUGUGAACACUGGAUGGGUGCUAACAUCAUUAGGUCGGGCCUACUUUGAGAUGUCCCGCUAUGAAGAGUCAGUCAAAUAUUUUAUGGAAGCUCAUCGUCAUGAACCACAUCGACUUCAUGGUAUGGAGUAUCUAAGUACCGCUUUAUGGCAUUUGCAACGAGAAGUGGAGCUCUCGACGUUAGCUCAAGAGCUAAACGAUUACGAUAAAGACUCGGCACAGACCUGGUGUGUGGCCGGCAAUUGUUUUUCGCUACAGAAAGAACACGAAACAUCAAUAAAAUUUCUUCAACGGGCCAUACAAGUGGAUCCCGAUUUUGCCUACGCCUACACAUUGUUGGGUCACGAGUUAGCCGUUACCGAUGAGAUGGACCACGCGAUGAGCUGUUUCCGUAACGCCACGCGUAUUGAUCCGCGCCAUUACAACGCGUGGUACGGCAUUGGAAUGAUAUACUAUAAACAGGAAAAGUUUCAAUUAGCAGAAUUACAUUAUCGUAAAGCGUUAGACAUAUCGCCGUUUAGUCCGGUACUCAUGUGUCACAUCGGUGUCGUACAGCACGCGCUCAAACAGAGCCAUAAAGCAUUGGAGACACUGGAACGGGCCAUCGAUAUGGACCCGAAAAACGCAUUGUGUAAGUUCCAUAAGGCGUCCAUUUUGUUUGCACUCGACAGACACGACAGAGCCCUCGAGGAGUUGGAACAACUCAAACAAAUUGUGCCAAAAGAGUCGUUAGUCUACUUUCUUAUAGGAAAGGUACAUAAGAAGAUGGGUGACACCCAUUUAGCACUAAUGAACUUUUCGUGGGCUAUGGAUUUGGACCCCAAGGGUGCCAACAAUCAAAUCAAAGAGGUUAUCGAUAAACAGUAUGCAAAUGAUGAUGAAGAAGUGGUCGUUCACUUGGAUCCAACUGAGACGGGAGGUGACAAUACAUCACGGCUUCGCUCUAACUCAUCCUCAAUGGAAGCCGAAGACUCUAAUAAUGAUGUCGAGGCCAUGAUUGACGACAGCACUUGAAAAUUGCAAUGGAUUUAUUUUAUUAGUUAAUAUACAUUAAAUAAAUAUACAGUAUAUUA